AGAACCCUUCAACGAUCGGUCCCUUCGUACGUGUUCAUCCGAACCGAGACUCGUCAACGGUGCGGCGGGGCCGUGAUUGACGAAAGUCACAUCGUGACGUUGGCACAGUGCGUGCUGGAUGGAAACUUCCACGUGUUUAACCCAAGGCUGGUUCGAGUAUUCGCCGGAGAUCUGCUGUGGUUUCCCGCAUCCGCGACUCGUCAAAUGCGACUGGCUUCGGUGAUCUACGUCCACCCGAACUUUAAGGCGCACACGCUGGAGAACGAUAUCGCCAUUUGCCGGCUUCAAGAGCCGUUCAACCUCCCAAGCAAUCAUAUUGAGCAAGCCUUCCGAAGGACUCGAAUCGUCGGCAACGAUCACGUUUGUCAGAGCGUUGGAUGGAGAACUGUAGAUGGCGUAUCCCUACAAGCUACUAUACCGAUGCCGAUACGCGAUCGUGAUGUUUGCAACCAUGUCCGUUACCUUGAACCCGUUACGGAAAGAAUGAUUUGUGCCGGUAAUCUGUUGGCGCAGGGAGUUGCUCCAUGCCCCGGGAACAUCGGUUCCGUCUUGUUUUGUGACGGAGAAGCAACUGGUCUGCUUUCUUUCGGUAUGAACUGCGUUACAGCAAACGAUCCUCCGACCUUCACGCAAAUCCGCUACUUCAACAACUGGAUCGAUCAACAGCUGACAAGGACAGAUGUCCCUCUCAUGAAUUGGUCCCCACUAGAUGUCUAAGUAAAAGACGAGCUUGUCAAUAAAGAUUUAUUCGA
This is a messenger RNA of Culex pipiens pallens (northern house mosquito), 752 nucleotides long. RefSeq names its product trypsin-2-like. The annotation marks the transcript as partial. Gene Ontology annotation, biological process: proteolysis. The record is from RefSeq and is a predicted model, not a curated record. Gene Ontology annotation, molecular function: serine-type endopeptidase activity. Lineage: Eukaryota; Metazoa; Arthropoda; Insecta; Diptera; Culicidae. The transcript has 3 exons.